Dimorphilus gyrociliatus is the source of this 3500-nucleotide messenger RNA. NCBI's taxonomy places the organism in Eukaryota, Metazoa, Annelida, Polychaeta, Dinophilidae. The record is from the annotation of a GenBank genome assembly.
AGCUUUCGUCAAAAGUCUGAGGCAGCAACAUGGCACCGCUUUUGUGGCAUUUAGACUCUGUUGUUUUCGACUAUUCUCCCAUAUCAGCAGUCCUUUUGUGCCUUUUCAUGUCUACAAUAUAUGUCGGUAGUCUGCACUUGUACGCGACAAGAGGAAAACCUCGAGAUGAUCCUGAAAUAAUAAAAGCUAGAUUCUUUAGAGUUAGCAUCAUUCUUAUCGUCCUCAUUCCAUUCUUAUGGAUGAUAAGUACAACUUCUCACGAUCGGAUACGAUCGAAAAAUAUAUUCAUUUGGAUCGGUUUACGAUUUGAGGGGAUAAUUUUAGGAACUAUUUUACCUUUAGUAUUAACAAUGAUAUUGUUCCUCGGGCCAUUGUAUCUGCACUACGUUGAUGGGAUAUUCUCCUUAUAUGUUGAAAAAAACUAUUGGAAUGCAAACUUUAAGAAUCUGAUUUGGUUGCGAAAUCACAUUGUGGCGCCACUGUCAGAAGAAAUGGUCUUUCGAGCUUGUAUGGCACCGUUAUUGGUUCCUGCCUUUGGAGAAUGGAAAACAGUUUUUAUUUGUCCACUUUUCUUCGGCGUCGCCCACUUUCACCAUAUAGUCGAUAAAGUUAAUAAUCACGGCAUGGGGAUUUUAUCUGCUCUCUGCCAGUCUUUCUUCCAAUUCUGUUAUACAACCCUUUUCGGCACUUACUCUGCGUUCCUCUUCCUCCGAACGGGUCAUUUUCUAUCAGCCGUUAUCGCACAUUCAUUCUGUAAUCAUAUGGGAUUUCCGGAGUUCCAACAAGUGGGAACGCUGCCCAGACGCCAGCAACUGAUUGCCGUCUCGUGUUUCCUUAUCGGUCUCGUUAUGUGGUCGUUACUGCUGUUUCCUUUAACGUCUCCGACUGUGUAUGGAAAUUCGUUUUAUAAUCUGUAGUAGACAGAGCAUCACCGAUUGUUUAUAUAUCUUAUUACAUAUUGAAAAAGAUGAAAACAUAAGGAGGACUCACUGUUUUUGUUUACUUUUUUGCUUUUUUUCUCUCUAUCUCUAUUUUCUAAACUUUUUUUGGUUGGACAGUAAUCAUUUUGAAUAAAGAAAAAGAUUUAUGUUUUUUAUUAUCUUCUCCUGUUAUUUUUCUCUUCACGCUUGAACAGAUGACGUCGCAAUCAACGUCGUCGGAUCUACUCGUCUGUGGAACGUGCCGGGCAGAAUUUAGCAAUAUUAACCUCUUCAUUGAACAUAAGCAAACUCAUGCGUUUCCCGGUGGUUUGGCUAACGAAUUGCUCGAAGUGUUUGUCGAUACCGAAGCUCCCGACUCUUUGAACUCCUUGUCCGACGAGCAAAGCAGCGAGCCUUAUAAUUUGACCGCAACUGUUUCUAAUCAGGCAAACGCUGACCAUCCUACGAUCUCGACUCGGAUUACAAGCCAAUCUGUUAGUAAUUAUGACGAAUAUACGCCAUCUAGCGUUCAAACUAUACAAGAUUACGGCGACUCGAAAACAUUGCCUCACCUAUUCAUCACCAACCAGUCAAGAGAUGGCGCUAGCAGCACAAAAAAGACCAAUGAAAAAAAGCACAAAUGCAAAUUUGAUAAUUGCGAUUACAGUAGUAGGUAUUUAAAGGACGUCGAGCGUCACAGAUUAACGCACACGCGGGAGAAACCGUUCAAAUGCAACCGCUGCCCGCGAGCGUUCAACAGGAACGAUAAAUUACAGCAGCAUAUUCGAUUUCACGACGGUAAUAAGCCAUUCAAGUGUAAGGACUGCUCAUAUUCAACCGUCGAUAAUGCAACGCUAAAGAAACAUAUGCUGAUUCAUACGGGUGAAAGACCACACGUCUGUCAGAUUUGUUCUCUUGAACUCCGUACAUCAUCCGCCUUGACCGUCCACUUGAGAACCCAUACGGGUGAUAAGCCGUUUUUCUGCAACGAAUGUGAUGCCCGCUUCGCGAUCAGCUCGGAUUUACGGCGGCACAGUCGAAUACAUUCGGGAGAUAAGCCGUUCGCCUGCAAUUACUGUACUUAUAGGGCGAGGGUCAAAUCAAAUUUAUUAACACAUAUAAAAAGUUUACAUAACAACGAUUCGUAUUUUUCUUGCGAAUUAUGUGACUUUAGAGGAGAUAGUAAAAAAUUAUUGAAAGAACAUUAUGAUAAAGACCACGGAGAAACUCAAGAAAAGCUUGAGGAGAAGACGACCACCUCGAGAGUUAAGUGUGAUCAUUGUGGCUACACGUGUGCUAAUAAGGAUUCCCUAAAAGUGCACAUAAGUAGGAAACACGGAUCACCGAAAUGUCGGCGGAACGUGUCGAGAGGUGGAAAGAAGAGGAGAGGGUUACAAAUCGGAAAAUACAACGCCUCUCAUAAAUGUCAUUUAUGCAGUGCAGUCUUCGUUAAGAGCGAUUCUCUUCGGAUUCAUUGCAGAUUGCAUGAACGGCGAAACGAAAGCCGUUCGAUACGUACGAACGAUGCCAGUAGCGUUCGCGUUCAACCGCUCGACUUAGAUUGCAGCGAUUUGUCUAGCUACCUGCCUGAUCAAUUAAUGGAAAACGCUUAAGAAGGUCGGUGUAUUAGUUCGGCCCCACGUUUAUAUAAAGAUAAUUAUUAAUUAAAAAGUAUGCAAGGUGUGUAAUUGGAACUUAUUCGUUUUUUUUCUUCUGUUUCGUUGAGCUUUUGCUACUACAAUAAUACAUAUCGAAGAGAUUUUUAAGACAAAGACGAAACGAAGUAAUGUCUUGUCCGGAAGCGUUUAAUUGCAGUCUUUGUGCAGUCGCAUUACGUCAUAAAGUGUACGCCAUGUGCUCGCCUUCCCACGUAGAAGGAAAAGAGAAAUUCGAGAAAGAGAUAGUAGCGGCGGCAGCAUGUGGCUAGAGGAUGAAAACUGUCCGCAGGGAAAUCUACUGUCUUAUCCCGUCUCUCUCCGACGCCUUUCAUGCCCGAUUUGCGGAUUUUCUAUUUCUAUUCUCUUCGCGAUACAGUUGAUCUUUGCCCCAGCAAUACUCGCUCUGUCAUUUGACGGGUCGGGAGCGACGUUUUCAAUGUUCCUUCCGGUUCGCGACGCCUUUGAACUUCCGGUCGUGUCGCGCUCACGAUUAUAUUAUAUAGAUGCUCGGAGCGGAGAUGAGCGCUGGCGUAAUCGGGCGGUCGUUUAUUACGUAACCGUCAGCCUUAUGAAUGUUCUAUUGAGCCGACUAGCAUUACAUAUUGCGUUUCUUCUGAUAAACGUUGUACAGAGGCUAAAGGUUUUUUUGAACGGUUCUGUGAAUGCAAUGAAUGGACAGCUGUCGGCUUAGGGCGACUAUCAAAUUGUGCAGCCCGCCCUUGUUUUUCGCCCUCUACCGGCGUUCCUGUCACGUCGCCAAACGGAAAUGAAGAGACGGCGAGUUAGAAAGGAAGACGCCGGCGUCACAAGCCACCUAAUUGACGGCGGCCUGCACCAUGACGAAUGCGCGAGUGACGUGACUGUCGUCGAUUGGAAAAAAAAGAGACGCGCAAAGUCAUUUGCAUUGAACGCUCGUUUUUCA